AACACACAAGUAAAACAGAAGACCAAGGAAAAGAAGAAGAAGAACUAGAAGAGAAAACAAAACAAGAUGCCGAAGAACAAAGGAAAGGGAGGCAAGAACCGCAAGAGGGGAAAGAACGAAGCCGACGACGAGAAGCGAGAGCUCCUCUUCAAAACAGACGGCCAGGAAUACGCGCAGGUCACACGCAUGUUAGGCAACGGCCGGCUUGAAGCCAGGUGCCACGACGGUGUCACCCGCCUCGGCCACAUAUCUGGCAAGUUACAUAAGAAGGUCUGGAUCGCCGCCGGCGAUAUUGUCCUCAUCGGGCUGAGGGACUACCAGGAUGGCAAGGCUGAUGUGAUUCACAAGUACAUGCCGGAUGAGGCCAGGUUGCUCAAGGCUUAUGGGGAGUUGAAUGACAGUUUCAGGCCUAAUGAGGGCGGCGGCGGCAACAGUGACGACGACAUCGACAGCGGCAAUGAGUUCCUACAGUUUGAGGAUGGUGAUGUUGAUAGAAUCUGA
Messenger RNA from Fragaria vesca subsp. vesca, 501 nucleotides. RefSeq names its product eukaryotic translation initiation factor 1A-like. The record is from RefSeq and is a predicted model, not a curated record. The transcript has a single exon. Lineage: Eukaryota; Viridiplantae; Streptophyta; Magnoliopsida; Rosales; Rosaceae. Gene Ontology annotation, cellular component: cytoplasm. Gene Ontology annotation, biological process: translational initiation. Gene Ontology annotation, molecular function: translation initiation factor activity; RNA binding. The coding region runs from base 67 to 501 and encodes 144 amino acids.